AUGUCUGUUACGCAGUCAGGAUUAGUUUACAAGACAAGUGGAGACAUAGAUCCACCCUCUGCCCAUAUGGAGAUCGCUGAUCGUCUGCUGAAGAGAGUGCUAGACAUCACAUACGAGACACUUGAAGACCUGGGAGCCAGCAGACGAGACUUGGAGCAAGUUCAGCAGAAACGGAAUUAUAUCCAGAGUUGCUACUUUCAAGCAAUUUCCUGCUACUAG
Candidula unifasciata is the source of this 219-nucleotide messenger RNA. The record is from the annotation of a GenBank genome assembly. Lineage: Eukaryota; Metazoa; Mollusca; Gastropoda; Stylommatophora; Geomitridae.